Messenger RNA from Uranotaenia lowii, 517 nucleotides. RefSeq lists its product as uncharacterized. The transcript has 2 exons. Gene Ontology annotation, cellular component: cytosol. NCBI's taxonomy places the organism in Eukaryota, Metazoa, Arthropoda, Insecta, Diptera, Culicidae. The record is from RefSeq and is a predicted model, not a curated record. Bases 64 to 381 code for a protein of 105 amino acids.
CAAAAAAGUUUCUUCGGAUUCACAAACCUUCGCAUCUCAUCUCUCAAACUCCUAACAUUCAACAUGAAGUGUGACGCCGUUAUCGAGAAAAUCAAGGCCCGUGUUGCCGGAAUUGAUGCUAACGGACCCCGCAAGGUGCUCGGAGUGUUCCAGCUGAACAUCAAGGCUGCCGAUGGAGUGCACGAAAUCGUUGUCGAUCUGAAGAACCUUAAGGUCAGUGAUGGAAAGGCUUCCGGCGCUGAUGUGGUGAUCAAUCUGAGCGAUGAGGACUUCAUUGCCAUCGGAACCAAGGCAAUCUCGGUGCACGAUGCCGUAACGCAGGGCAAGGUCAACAUGACCGGAGACGAAGCUCUCUUCCAGGCCCUGGUCGAUGCAAUCUAGAUGAUCGUAUGGAGACCGCGUAUCACGGGUCAAUGUGUACUCGGAGAAUUGACUACGGAAUAUCUCGAACGGGAAUGGACUUAUGGGUAUUAUAAUAAUCGAUAUUCAAUAAAACUGAUUAUUUAAGAUUCAAAAA